AUGCCAAAACCAAAAAAUCUUGGCCCAUGUGUAUUAUCUAGUUGUGAGAAUGGUGCACCAUUUUGUAAAAUGACUGAAUAUACUAUUGAGAAAAUAAGAAGAAAAGACUUAGAAAAUAAAUACAACUUUAUUAAAAAAGAUGACCAACUAUGUUACAAACAUUAUCUAGAUAUAGUUGAACCUGAUAGAAAUGAUAAAAGCAGAAAAAAAUCCACUGAAUCAUUGAAUAUUGAUUAUUCAAGAAAUUUACAUACAGAAACUAAAGCCUCUUCUAGUCAAGUAAUUAACAAUGAUGAAAUAGAUUGGUCUAAAAUUAGAGUUAAUUUUACUGAAAAAAAUGUCACAAU
Molecule: messenger RNA, 347 nt
Organism: Entrophospora candida
Lineage: Eukaryota; Fungi; Glomeromycota; Glomeromycetes; Entrophosporales; Entrophosporaceae
Source: the annotation of a GenBank genome assembly